UGAACCCGGAAGUGCUCGCUCAGGUCGCUCUUUCCAGCACAACAACGCAGUAACAGCGGGUUAGCUAUAUAUAUUUUUGUCCUUUUAAAGGCGUAUAAAAUCUAGGUGAAAAUGUCCGGAGGGGUCCAACUGGAGAAUGCGAACCCGGUGGUCUUCCAGCGCUCCUUGGACAGGAUGCUAACAGCGUCCGAGGAGGACGAAGACGUUCACGACCCCAUCGACGACAGGGAGAUAUUUGAUCUGAUCCGGUCCAUCAACGACCCGGAGCAUCCGCUGUCUCUGGAGGAGCUGAACGUGGUGGAGCAGGUCCGAGUCCAGGUCAAUGAUACGGAGAGUACUGUGAGUGUCGAGUUCACUCCCACAAUCCCCCACUGUAGCAUGGCAACACUCAUUGGUCUGUCCAUCAAGGUCAAGCUUUUGCGCUCCCUGCCGGAGAGGUUCAAAAUUGAUGUUCACAUCACUCCUGGAACUCAUGCCUCAGAAGAAGCAGUAAACAAACAGCUGGCGGACAAAGAGAGAGUAGCAGCAGCUUUGGAGAACUCGUCUCUGUUGGAAGUAGUCAACCAGUGCUUGUCCAGCAGGACCUUCUAAACAUCUUGGACUGAAUGAUACUUUUCCUUCGUUUCCCAGUUAUCAUUUACCCACCAGAUCAUGCCUCUGUCUGUCUGUCUGUGACAUGGAGAUGGAGCUGAUGUACAUACAACCAGAAAGGCUGCCGAUUAAAAGCUCGUCUCCCAAGUUGGCAAAUAUUUACCUCAGAAGUUUCUUCAGUAACACAUUUUAAGAUUUACUUUCUUUUUAAGCCAAAGGUUUUAUGUACAUCAUUUGUUGUUGUCUGUAUAUAAUGCACAUAUAUUUUUAGUAAAAUAAAUAAAACAUGUACUUCCAGCAA
This is a messenger RNA of Poeciliopsis prolifica (blackstripe livebearer), 892 nucleotides long. It is a transcript of the gene ciao2b, whose product is annotated as cytosolic iron-sulfur assembly component 2B. Bases 112 to 591 code for a protein of 159 amino acids. Gene Ontology annotation, biological process: iron-sulfur cluster assembly. The transcript is spliced from 5 exons. NCBI's taxonomy places the organism in Eukaryota, Metazoa, Chordata, Actinopteri, Cyprinodontiformes, Poeciliidae. Gene Ontology annotation, cellular component: cytosolic [4Fe-4S] assembly targeting complex. The record is from RefSeq and is a predicted model, not a curated record.